Molecule: messenger RNA, 792 nt
Organism: Actinia tenebrosa (Australian red waratah sea anemone)
Lineage: Eukaryota; Metazoa; Cnidaria; Anthozoa; Actiniaria; Actiniidae
Product: L-selectin-like
Source: RefSeq, a predicted model, not a curated record
UGUUAUUUCAGAAGGAUAUGUGUCAUGCAUAUGCAUUAUUUAUAAUGUCUGUUGCAGUUCCUUACUUAGUUCGAAGAAGGGUCAUAUGAUUCAACCAAAAUGGAGCAUCAAACACCUAUCAGGAUUACGGCUAUUGCAUUACUUCUUGUUAUAUUCCAGUCGGAGAGUUUCUUUGCUAUUGAAACCGAUUACUGCUCCUGCUAUUCAUUCCACAAAAUACCAAAGAAUUGGGAAGAUAGCAACAAGAUUUGCCAAGAUAAUAACGGAACCGUGAUAUCCAUGGAAACAGAAGAGGAGUAUCAGUUCAUCAACAAGACGAUACAAAGUCUAGAUGUAAGAAAAAACGAGUGGUUUAUUGGUUUGAAGGGAACAUCAAGAACUGACGACUGGAAGUGGAUAAGUGGACAUGACAUGACCAUUGAUAAAUGGCUGCCAGGCGAACCACGUGGAUCAGAAGGUUGUGUUAAAAUGAUAAAACACUAUAAAGGAUGGGGAUUAUUUGAUGACAUUGACUGUAGAACGCUAAACAUGUUUAUAUGUGAAUACAAUGAAGUUCAGUCAUGUUCGUCUAUCAACAAUAAAUGGUGUUUUUUGCCGCCAAACCUUCCAACCACAAAAGAAAGAACUACAACACCUAGUACAACAAGCGAUAAAAAAUCAACAGCUGUAAUUUAUUCUUCAACUGAAAAGGGGCAACAGACGAAAGCUUUCAUCCAGACCACAAAACCAGAAGGUACACGCGUGAUUGAACGUUUAAACCGCUACGUAUAUCAUGGGGUCAGUUUAACUUGA